Molecule: messenger RNA, 2035 nt
Organism: Gossypium arboreum
Lineage: Eukaryota; Viridiplantae; Streptophyta; Magnoliopsida; Malvales; Malvaceae
Product: putative disease resistance protein RGA4
Exons: 8
Coding region: 196-1296 (366 amino acids)
Source: RefSeq, a predicted model, not a curated record
AGUAAUAUAUUUGUUAAAAAAACUAACUAAUAAAAUUACUAGCAACCAAAAUUCGUCCUAAUAGAUUGGUCCAUCAUGUAUUAUUAGUAUAGGGAAAGCAACUGGAAUGAAAAAUACAAGGAAUAUUGGAUUUAAUAUAUAAAAAAUUUGUGUUUCAUCUAUAUAAAUAAUUGGUAUCUGCAUUUUGAACCAACAAUGGCCGAAUCAAUUGCUUUCGACAUCGCCGCAGAGCUCAUUAUUAAGUUCAGCUCUCGUGCUCUCUCUCAAGUUGGGCUGUGGUGGAAUCUCAAACAUGACCUCAACGAUCUCAAACGCACUGUCCGUACAAUCAAAGCUGUGCUACUUGACGCAGAAGAGAAAUCGGUGACCGACAAUUUGGUCAAAGUUUGGCUUGAAGAGCUGAAAGAUGUACUUUAUGAUGCCGACGACUUGCUCGAUGAUUUCUCUACCGAAGCUUUGCGGAAAGAUUUAUUGGGUGGGAACAAGCUGACAAAAGAGCUGGAGAUUGUGAAUUGUACUGAGCUGGAGUACAUGGAUGAUAAUAGCCCAAAAGGAAGUCAAGGAGAACCAGAAUCAUUCUUCCGAUCGCUCAAGCAUCUUAAAGUCGAGAGUUGCCCGAAUAUGAAGAGUUGGUGGAGGACGACAAAACCAAUCGAUGAUGAUUCCAACGAGGACGAUACAACAGUUAUGGGAACAUCAACCGUGGCAUUUCCUAGUCUUUCCCCUUUAGAAAUUAAAGAUUGCCCUUUGACUUCAAUGCCGUUGUAUCCUUCACUCGAUGGAAGGCUAGAGUUGGUGAAUACCAGUUUAAGGCCCUUAAAGCAGACUAUGAAGAUGAACAUGAAUGCUAAGACCCCAUCAAGUUCAACCUCUUCUCUUCCUCUCUCCAAAUUAAAAUUUUUCCUUGUAGACAACAUUGAGGGAUUGGACACUCACACGCUAGAUGAGUGCCUGCAACAUCUCACCGGCCUCGAAGGUUUAGAAAUAAGGGAUUGCAAGAACGUUGAUUUUGAGGGCAUGCAAUGGGAACAUCUAAUAAAUCUGCCAACGCUUUCUCUCGCUACUUUUCCCAAUUUAACAUCGCUUCCGGAGUGGAUUCAACAUCUAAUAAAUCUGCAAAGGCUUUCUCUCGUUGACUUUCCCAAUUUAACAUCGCUUCCGGAUGAGAUGCAUUGCCUAACCAAUUUGCAACGGUUAAAUAUACGUGAAGUUCCUCAGUUGGACAUUGAUGCGGAUUGGUAUAAGAUUGCUCACAUUCCUUCAGUAACCCAUUUUGAUGGUCCUGGAUUUUUCUGAAAGGCGUUUGACAAGUUUAAGAAAUUAGAUGCAGAAAAAGAGCAUGUGUUCAAUGGAAGAGCCAAAAAACAGGACAUGCAUUCUUCAUCAGCUUCCGGAGUGGAUUCAAUGGAUGAGAUGCAUUGCCUAAACAAUUUGCAAGAGUUAAUGCAUAGAGUUCCUCAGUUGAAGGAAAGGUGUGAGGAGGACAUUGGUGCCGAUUGGUAUAAGAUUGCUCACAACCCGAACAGUACAUUCUAAUCAGUAAGACAUUGGAGAAAGGCAUUUGUCAACUUCAAUAAUUUAUAUGCAUAAAAAGAGGAGGCUCUUGGAGGCGUUCAAAUUCACAAUAUUCAUUGAUGCAGGGCACCCUUUUGGUUCAUUGUUGCUUCUGGAAUAGUCCUUGUUCAAGCAUGACAAUUUCACUUUACACAAACCUUAUGAAGAGCUUGACCGAUCUUGGAGCUUAUAUAUAGAUGAUUUAUUUUAUGGGUAAUGUGUAAAUUUAAAGAAGCACUCAUGUUCAUAGUAGGAACUAUUAUUGAGUGCCAUUGUGUGCACCAUCUAACUGUCGAGUGUUGAUUUUCACUUGCAUAGCUAAAAUGAGUCGGGAAAGAGUUUACUUAAUUGUACAAGGGUGAGGUUGCAUCAAGUGUUCGAGGGGUUAGGCUUAAAUCACUUCUUUGUACUAUGAAGUUCAUAACGUAUUCAUCUCUGGGCAAGGCCCCGCAGAUGUAAGACAAGUUUCGAACUGCGUAAA